Molecule: messenger RNA, 2265 nt
Organism: Ailuropoda melanoleuca (giant panda)
Lineage: Eukaryota; Metazoa; Chordata; Mammalia; Carnivora; Ursidae
Gene: HS3ST5
Product: heparan sulfate-glucosamine 3-sulfotransferase 5
Exons: 2
Coding region: 1050-2087 (345 amino acids)
Molecular function (GO): [heparan sulfate]-glucosamine 3-sulfotransferase activity
Source: RefSeq, a predicted model, not a curated record
UUACUAUUUUGAGUUUCAACAAGGAACAAUCUUAUCUUGAAAGGGGGGUUGGAUUUACUUUUAAUAAGAAAGGCUGAAUUGGAAGCUUGCCUUUUUUCCCCCAAAUUUAAUAAGAGCACUAGUAAAGCCUUACACUCCUCAGCCAGCCUUAUUUCAGGAAUGACAGUACAAAGCUUCCAGGUACGCUGCUGUCAUGAUAGAGGAGUGAGACCCAUAUCACCAAAUCUGUGUGAAUUCAUUGAGAGCCAGGAGGGGGUCACACAGCAGGGGAAUCUAGUCUGAGCAUGUUUCCAGAAUCAGUCAGUCCAAUCCAGGACUGGGCAGAGGAGGCGAACGGCAACAUCAGGUUACUUGGAGACACUGUCCUCCAACAUCUGAGGUCCUGAUAGUUACCACUGAUGACCUCGGAAAGUGAAGAACUAGCUUGUGAUCUCACCCCCUUCAUAAUUAGAACAAAACAAAACAAAAUAAAAACGUGCAAGUAAAUAUAUGUCAUUGCUCUGCCCCAACUGAUCACUUACUGAGUGGGAAUUUCUACAUCUGUCUGGAUAUUCUGGAGCAGAACCGUCAGUUUACUGUUUGUCCUAUUGGCAAGCCUCAGGUUACUCUGUUGCUCAUUUUAUCAAUGUUCUUUGAAUGACUAACAAUAACAACAAAUAUAUGUACACACAUACACACACAUAUACACACACACACACAUAUACAUAUAUAUAUGUGUUAUAAUAUAUGCAUUUUGGUUCAUGUUUUGGUUCAUUGUUUUGACAAUUGCCCAGCAGGUUCUGUCUAGUUAGUAGCUUCCCCCUAGUUUAGUAUUGAUCUUAUAACAUGGGCCAGGAAAAGGAAGGCAAGUUUGGGUAAAUACCUGUUACACCUUGAACAUGGUCAAGGUCAGUAUGGGAGCUUUUCUCCAUGAAGCAUCACUUAAUCGCCUGUACUCCCCCUCUGUGGCUUUGUGACAAACUACAGAGCCUGUUAGAGAUGACUGCUGAUGAGUCCCCUUCUAUCCUUAUCUCUCAGGCUGCAGAAGUCCUGAAGGUUGAUGGAGGGCCAUGCUAUUCAAACAGCAGGCGUGGCUGAGACAGAAGCUCCUGGUGCUGGGAAGCCUUGCCGUUGGGAGUCUCCUGUAUCUAGUCGCCAGAGUUGGGAGCUUGGAUAGGCUACAGCCCAUUUGCCCCAUUGAAGGCCGAUUCGGAGCCCGCAGCCAGGCCGAGCUCCCUCUCCGUGCCCUGCAGUUUAAACGUGGCCUGCUGCACGAGUUCCGGAAGGGCAACGCUUCCAAGGAUCAGGUUCGCCUUCAUGACCUGGUCCAGCAGCUCCCCAAGGCCAUUAUCAUUGGGGUGAGGAAAGGAGGCACCCGGGCCCUGCUUGAGAUGCUGAACCUCCAUCCAGCUGUGGUCAAAGCCUCUCAAGAAAUCCACUUUUUUGACAAUGACGAGAAUUAUGCCAAGGGCAUUGAGUGGUACAGGAAAAAGAUGCCUUUUUCCUACCCACAGCAAAUCACAAUUGAAAAGAGCCCGGCAUAUUUUAUCACGGAGGAGGUUCCGGAAAGGAUUUACAAAAUGAACUCAUCCAUCAAGCUGUUGAUCAUUGUCAGGGAGCCAACCACAAGAGCUAUUUCUGAUUACACUCAGGUGCUAGAGGGGAAGGAGAGGAAGAAUAAAACUUACUACAAGUUUGAGAAGCUGGCCAUAGACCCUAAUACCUGCGAAGUGAACACAAAGUACAAGGCAGUAAGAACCAGCAUCUACACCAAACAUCUGGAAAGGUGGUUAAAGUACUUUCCAAUUGAGCAAUUUCACAUUGUCGAUGGAGAUCGCCUCAUCACGGAGCCUCUGCCAGAACUUCAGCUCGUGGAGAAGUUCCUAAAUCUUCCCCCGAGGAUAAGUCAGUACAAUUUAUAUUUCAAUGCUACCAGAGGGUUCUAUUGCUUGCGAUUUAACAUUAUCUUUAAUAAGUGCCUGGCGGGUAGCAAGGGGCGCAUUCAUCCAGAGGUGGACCCCUCUGUCAUUACCAAAUUGCGCAAAUUUUUUCACCCUUUCAAUCAAAAAUUUUACCAGAUCACUGGGAGGACAUUGAACUGGCCCUAAAAUAAUAAGUCAUAUAACACUAUGUGUUGUGGCUGGAGACACACAAUGUCUCCUCUAGAUUAAAAUAUGCACUUUUCGUAGACACAACUAUCCAAGUCAUUUUUCCAUGUAUCCUUGUACAUACACAGUGUGUGACCAAAUAUAAGAUCAAUUCUUUUUCUAUCGAAAAGUUACAAAA